ACUAGCUACCAUCUGCAAUCGUUUAGUCGGCCUGAGAAGCUAGGGAAAUGAAAGCUAACACGUGGGGAUAGCAAUUUGCUGUGUUUUGCUUUUACUUUAGGGUGGUUUAGUGCCUUUUCUAACCGUGCCUUGUCAACGGCGACUCCGUAUAAUCCUCUGAAGGUGACCGUUACCUCCCAGCUGACUGGUGAGCAGGUUUAUCUGCCUUACUAUGGCGGACAACGGAGACGAUGAUUCUCAGUACAGAAUUAAAGAGUGUGACUACGUUGUGUUGAAACGAGGAGAUAUCUUCAAAGCUGUGCAAAUUCAACCGAAGAAGAAGGUGAUUUUUGAGAAGCAGUGGUUCUUCCUGGAUAAUGCUGUGGGACACUUGUAUAGCACCACAUUCGAAAUUGUGUCUGGAGGGAUCCUGCAGCCACGAAAGCUAAAAGAGGCAGAGAGCUCCACCGAUGCAAAGGAGGCCGGCACGGACAACAGAAACAUUGUAGACGAUGGGAAAUCACAGAAACUGACCAGGGAUGACAUUGAGACGCUCAAAGAGCAAGGUCUGAAGGGUCAGGAAAUCAUUCAGCAGCUUAUAGAGAACAGCUCAACAUUCAGAGAUAAGACUGAAUAUGCCCAGGAUAAGUACAUCAAGAAGAAAAAGAAGAAGUAUGAAAAUACUGUGACGAUUCUAAAACCAUCUUGUCGCAUCCUGGCUAUGAUGUACCAUGGCCGGGAACCAGGGAAGAUCUGCCACCUGCGGUAUGACACACUUGCCCAGAUGUUGACUCUGGCGAACAUCCACGCUGGCAGUAAAGUUUUGGUGUUUGAGACUUGCGCUGGCCUGGUGCUAGGAUCCGUCAUGGAAAGAAUGGGGGGCUAUGGCUCAGUGAUCCAAAUGUACCCAGGAGGUGGGCCUGUUCGGGCGGGUGUGGAGAGCUUUGGCUUCCCUACACAUUUUCACGAUAUGCUGCAUGAGUUUCCCAUCUGCCAUGUCAAUGCUCUGCUGGCAGGCACUCUGGACACCACUGCCAAAGAUCCCAGUGCUGAUUCAAAGCAGUCCAACCUGGCUGCAGAGGAUGACCAAAACCAGCCUGAGGCUGAACAGCAGGGCGGUCCAGAGGAACAGAGCAUGGAGACAAGCAGUGGCGCUGAUGGUGGCCAUGACCAGGAGAAAGAAGAGAAGGAGAAACGCAAGGAAGCCAAAGCUCAGGGGAAAAAGGUGAAGCUUGAGGAGAAACGGAAGAAGCUGGCAGCUGCUGCUGCCCUGCUGGAAGGCAGGAAUGCAGAUGGGUUGGUUAUAGCCAGUCGGUUUCACUCGUGUCCAGUCCUAAUGGGCCUGCUCAAAUUCCUCUCCCCCUCCAGGCCUUUUGUAGUCUACUCCCAAUACAAAGAGACUCUUAUCGAGUGCUACACAAAACUCAAGGAACAUGGCGGUACGGUUGACCUCAGACUCACAGACACCUGGCUCAGACAUUACCAGGUGCUGCCUAACAGGACACAUCCUCUGCUGCUGAUGAGCGGGGGCGGGGGCUACCUCCUCUCAGGGACAACGGUUGCCAUGGACCGCUCCAAACCUGCAGGCGCCCAGCGAGCUGAGGAACCAGCACCAAAGAGACUGAAACUGACAGACACUGAAGGAUAAACAAAUACAGAGGCAUCAAAUCUUAUAGGGAUUUUCCUCCAGCAUUGACUUUGAGCUCUUUCUUCUGAACUAAUUUGACACAUCUGGAAUAAGGGAGACGGAGUGUCUGGUUUGCAUUCAUCAGAACACUUUCUCCCGUCUGGUGUAUUCAGAUCAGUGCAGAUGAAGGCGUAAUGCUGAGGAGUAAACUGUAAGUCAGUUUAGGCUGUAUGAGCUUAGUGUAUGUGUUAUGUAAGGAACUGCUGAAAUAAUCUUUUGUGUGUUGAGAGUAAGUGACAGGUUUGUGUCUUAUGCCUCAAGACCAGGUGUAAAAACAUUUUUUAUUUUUUUUCCCCCCAGUUAAUGCUCUCCAGCUUCUAGGUUAUAACUUUUUUUUAAAUUUUGUUAUCCCUGCAGAAAGUGCCAUUUGUUAUAUGAUCCAGUUGCUAAUACAGCUUCACUGUGGGUUAUAUCUGUAUCUGCACAGAAUUAAAAAGCAGUACUAAAGA
Messenger RNA from Siniperca chuatsi (mandarin fish), 2115 nucleotides. It is a transcript of the gene trmt6, whose product is annotated as tRNA methyltransferase 6 non-catalytic subunit. The coding region runs from base 212 to 1627 and encodes 471 amino acids. Lineage: Eukaryota; Metazoa; Chordata; Actinopteri; Centrarchiformes; Sinipercidae. The record is from RefSeq and is a predicted model, not a curated record. Gene Ontology annotation, cellular component: tRNA (m1A) methyltransferase complex; nucleus. The transcript is spliced from 12 exons. Gene Ontology annotation, biological process: tRNA methylation.